Suncus etruscus (white-toothed pygmy shrew) is the source of this 2380-nucleotide messenger RNA. It is a transcript of the gene TCERG1L, whose product is annotated as transcription elongation regulator 1 like. The transcript is spliced from 12 exons. Lineage: Eukaryota; Metazoa; Chordata; Mammalia; Eulipotyphla; Soricidae. The record is from RefSeq and is a predicted model, not a curated record. Gene Ontology annotation, cellular component: nucleus. Bases 1 to 1713 code for a protein of 570 amino acids. Gene Ontology annotation, molecular function: RNA polymerase binding; transcription coregulator activity.
AUGCUGGGGGCAGCCAGGCUCCCGCGGCGGCGGCGGCAGCAGCAGCCCCGGCUUUGGCUGAUGAGCGCGGAGCCGCCGCCGCCGCCGCCGCCCUGGCUCUGGAUGGUGCCCGGCUCGGCCGGGCUGCUCCGCCCGGGCCCCGGGGUCGCGCCCCCGCGCGUGCUGCUGGCCUCGGCGCGGCCCCCCGCCGCCCCGCUGCUGCCCGGCUGGCCGGCCCCGGGAGAGGCGCUGCUGCCGCUGCUGCCGCUGCCCGCCGCGCCCGGCCACGCCGCCGCCGCCGCCGCCGCCGCCGGGCACCCCUGCGCGCUGCCCCCCGGACAGUGGCUGUUUGGUGGCCCCCCUCCACCUGUGGGCCUGCCCCCCUCCUCUGCUGUGGAGCUGGUGCCCUUCCUCCCUCACAUUUGCCCGGCUGCUCUUCCAGCUCUUGUUGGCAAAAGUUGGGUAGACAAAAGGAUCCCUAACUGCAAGAUCGUCCUGAACAAUUCCUUCGCUCUCGAGUCCACGUGGCUGUAUCCUGAUGACUCAAGUCUGUUCCCUGGGCCCGAGAAACCUCAUUUCCUGACAAACCAAGUGGCCGUGUGUCUGUCCAGGCCUGCGCCUGCCUCCAGGCCACUGCCUGCAGUGGUUUUGGCCCCACCACCCAUCCCAGAUGCCAGUCACACCAGCCUGCGGCCACUCAGCAGAAGUCCUGCCUUCACCAUCGCCACUGCCACAGCUGUUGUCUCUGUGGAACCCGAGGGCUGCGGUGACCCAGCUCCACCCACCAUGCAGCCCUGCCGCCUGCUGACCCUCCACCCCUGCCCCAGCUCAGAGAGAAGCCGAGAGCACAGCCAGCGGCCUGGACCUCCUUCCCUGGUGCUGCACACAGAGCCGAAGGGCCCAGCCCGGGACCAAGGAGAGAAGGAACCACCAUCCAUACUUGUCCCCCGAGAGGACAGUGCAGCUAGAGGCAGCAGACCUGUAGCCUCCACACCAGUGCCUGGAUCCCCCUGGUGUGUGGUGUGGACGGGCGACGACCGCGUCUUCUUCUUCAACCCCACCAUGCAGCUGUCAGUCUGGGAGAAACCAGGUGACCUGCAGCAUCGUGGGGACCUCAUCCAGAUCCUGGGGGACCCGCCCCAUAAGCGCAAGCUGGAGGUGGCAGCUGAUGGUGGCCCCGAAGCUGCCUCUGCAGAUGUCAGGGAGGUGCUGAGCACGAGGACCAAGAGAAACCGGACAGACGGCAGCAAUAGCUCGGAGCCCACAGAGGCAAAUGGUCAGGACAAGGACAGCCGGACAUCACCCCAGAUUCUCCUGCCACUGGAGCAGCGUGUAGCCCACUUCCGAGACAUGCUCCUGGAGAGAGGGGUGUCUGCCUUCUCCACCUGGGAGAAGGAGCUGCACAAGAUCGUGUUUGACCCCCGCUACCUGCUGCUCAACUCGGAGGAGCGAAGGCAGAGCUUUGAGCAGUUUGUGAAGACCAGGGUCAAGGAGGAGUCAAAGGAGAAGAGGACAAAGCUGCUGCUGGCCCGAGAUGGGUUCAGGAAGCUCCUAGAGGAGUCAAAAGUGUCCCCCCGGACCACGUUCAAGGAGUUCGCUGACAAGUACGGCCGUGACCAGAGGUUCCGCCUGGUGCAGAAACGCAAGGACCAGGAGCACUUCUUCAACCAGUUCAUCCUGGUUCUCAAGAAACGGGACAAGGAGAACAGACUACGGCUCCGGAAAAUGAGAUGAGGGUGUUAGGAGCAGGACUGAGGCCAGGCCAGGGCAGGACAGCAGAUGAUGGGGGCCGUGAUAUUUUUGGGGGUGGGGAUGUGUGGUCAGGAGCUCAGGUGAGUGUGGCCAGUGCAUGGGGGUCAGCAGAUGAGAGUGCCGUGGCUUGUCCCUGAGGAUUUUACUGUUUCAUAUUGAAGCUCUUUUGUACGACGUUCCGAGUUUGAUGUCACGAUCUGCGGGUCUGUGUUUCAGCUAUGCAUCUCACAUGUGAUAUGUGAAGGCAUGCCUGUGGCUGCCUAGGGGACUGGCCACCCAUGUGUCCCCCAUGCUGCCUGGACACCAUGCCUACCUGUGAUCCUGUGGCCCCAUGCUCUGCCUCCUUCCUCCAUGUCCCUGUCUGUCUUGGGUCCUAGUAGUAGCAAUAGGGCAUUCAUCACUCAUCCUGGUACUGCCUCAUGUACCAGGCAGGGCCCCUUCUCUGCAGAGGCCUCAUGCCUGAGACAGAACCCCAAGACUUGAGCCCCCCCUUACAAAGAAUAAUUUUGUACAAACCCAUCAUACUAUGAUUUCAGUUAUUUUUACUGUAUGCCCAGAGUUUGCAUGAGAUUUUUCUCAUCAUCUUUGUACAAAGAAUUUUUAAUUUUUUAAAAUUAAAUAUUUGAAACCAGUGUGCUUUGUGAUGAGA